Haplochromis burtoni (Burton's mouthbrooder) is the source of this 1568-nucleotide messenger RNA. It is a transcript of the gene homer2, whose product is annotated as homer scaffold protein 2. Gene Ontology annotation, biological process: regulation of store-operated calcium entry; G protein-coupled glutamate receptor signaling pathway. Gene Ontology annotation, cellular component: dendrite; plasma membrane; cytoplasm. The record is from RefSeq and is a predicted model, not a curated record. The coding region runs from base 193 to 1257 and encodes 354 amino acids. NCBI's taxonomy places the organism in Eukaryota, Metazoa, Chordata, Actinopteri, Cichliformes, Cichlidae. Gene Ontology annotation, molecular function: G protein-coupled glutamate receptor binding. The transcript is spliced from 9 exons.
GAUUAAUGAACGUUACCUGGCAGUUAGGGGAUAGAAGAAAAAAGUCCAACAACCAUCAUGAAAAGAUUCAAGACCUAUUAAUUGACACAAUUACAUGCUAAUAAGUGGCGUAGCAAAGUUUGCUUUAACAGUUAUUCCGCUUAAUUUGGGAGAAAGGGCAAACUGGUGGAAGCCAGCACAGUGAAUGGAAACAUGGAGCAGCCGAUCUACACCACCAGGGCCCAUGUCUUCCAAAUCGACCCAACUACCAAGAAGAACUGGGUUCCUGCCAGCAAGCAGGCUGUCACUGUCUCCUAUUUUUAUGACAGCACGCGUAACAGCUACCGCAUUAUCAGUGUCGAUGGAACCAAGGUCAUCAUCAACAGCACAAUCACACCCAACAUGACGUUCACCAAGACAUCACAGAAGUUUGGCCAGUGGGCCGACAGCAGGGCCAACACCGUGUUUGGAUUGGGCUUCGCUUCAGAGCAGCAGCUCACAAAGUUUGCUGAGAAGUUCCAGGAGGUAAAAGAACAGGCUAAGCUAGCAAGGGACAAAUCUCAAGAGAAGGUGGAGACAUUGAGUAAUCACUCCCAGUCGGAAUCUGGUCGUGAUACACCCUCAACCAACCAGGCAUCCAGCAUUAAUGGGACAGAUGAUGAGAAAAUCUCUCACGUCGGUCCGGAGGCUGCUCUCCUACAGAGUGAGAAUGAACGUCUCAAGAGUGCAGUAGAGCAGAGCAACACCAACGCCAAGAAGUGGGAAACAGAGCUUCAGACUUUAAGAGAAAAUAAUGCCAGGCUGGUGGAUGCACUGCAGGAGUCUUCAGCUAAUGUAGAGAGCUGGAAGAAACAGCUUAGUGCCUGCAAGGAGGAGAGUGACACGCUCAGGAACAAGAUUGCUGAACUAGAAGCCCAGUGCAAUGAAGCCAAUCAAGAGAGGCAGAAAAACGCCCAGCUGACUGUGAGGGUAAAGGAGCUGGAGGCUGAGCUACAGGACAAGGAGCAGGAGCUGGAGAAUUUGAGGAAGCAGGCAGAGAUAAUCCCUCAGCUCAUGUCGGAGUGUGAGAGCAUCACUUCGAAACUGCAGGCUGCAGAGACAAGAAACAAGGAGCUGGAGGGGAGAAUAGAGGGUCUUCAGCUGGACAUAGACGACAGCCGACAAAAGCAAGGAAACAUGAAGAUCGAGCUGAAGAAGUUGAUGGAUGUUCUAGAUGGAAAGCUAGAUGAGCUGCAAGAGUUCAGGCAGGGGCUGUCUAAGCUGGGUGCUGAUAACUGAGGAAAAGUAGCACUGAGCUAAAAGGGUCGGAGGUCAGGUACGAAGGAUUCACUACAGGGCAGAAACUGUGUGGCACCUAUUCCCCCAAGGUGACGUCCACACAGACACAAUUCAGCUUUGGCUUCUAAUAAACACUACCUUGUGAGAAAGAUGUUUUUGAGAGAGGGAGAGAGAGACUGGCAGACUAAAAGGAGGGAGGAAGGCCAGUGCACUCCACCAAAUGGCUCGAUUUCGUGUGCUGGCAUUGCAAAACUAAAUCAAGAGUCACACUUUGAGCUUACUUAACCGUUUCUGUGGGGGAAAAACAGGUU